This is a messenger RNA of Cercospora beticola, 597 nucleotides long. RefSeq lists its product as uncharacterized. Lineage: Eukaryota; Fungi; Ascomycota; Dothideomycetes; Mycosphaerellales; Mycosphaerellaceae. The record is from RefSeq and is a predicted model, not a curated record.
AUGCCAGACGCCAUGGAAAUUCCUCCUCGGAGCGGAACCGCUUUCACACUGAACAAAGGACAACGCUUGACAGUCAUCGAUCCUAAAGGCGUCCAAGUCAGCGACCUUGUUGCGUGGAAUAGACAUGAUCCCGACGAAGUCAUCUCAAAUGGCAGGACACUGGACUAUGCGAGCAAAAUCUAUCUGACGACGGGAGAUCCGCUCUACUCGAAUCGAAGCAACAUCAUGCUGGAGAUAGUCGAGGAUACAUGUGGGCGGCACGAUUUUCUUUUGACGCCUUGCUCGAAAGACACAUUCAGAAUUAUUUAUGGCGAUAAAGAGCCCCACCGAGGAUGCUUCGGGAAUAUCGCAGAAGCUAUCAAGCCCUAUGGCAUCUCGGAAGACCGGAUUCCUUGCGCGUUCAACUGUUUCAUGAACGUGCCAAUAGAUGGACAGACGGGAGAAAUCAAAGUCUUACCUCCGACCUCAAAAGCGGGCGAUCACAUCGAUUUUGUGGCAAAGAUGGACCUCAUCAUCGCGAUGACUGCAUGCAGUGCUUUGCAGUCCAAUGGUGGGAGCUUCAAGCCGAUACAAUAUCGCAUCAGCGAUGGUGCAUAG